AGGCUAUCGAUGUUUUUGGCCACCCCUAUCAUUGUUCCAUCCCUAUACCUGGUCCUCGGAACUCAUAAAGUAUAAACAAUAAAAAACAGAUCCCCUUUUUGGAGCUAGACGUCUACUCAAAUCUGUCACCAUACACCGCCCCAAAUGGAAGACUCUCCCGGUGCUCCGACAGUCGAGAGUUCUCUGGGGGAUUGCGGGAACACCACGAUGCUGAACGGCAUCUACCACGAGCGGCAGACGAGGCAUUUGUGCGGCCUACACGCCCUGAACAACCUGUUCCAGAGUCCGGGAAUGUUCUCCAAGUCGGAGCUGGACGACUACUGCACCACUUUGACCCCGCGCAACUGGCUGAACCCACAUCGCUCGUGGAUCGGGUGGGGCAACUACGAUGUGAAUGUGAUUAUGUACGCCUUGCAGCAGAGGAAUUGCGAGACGGUGUGGUUCGACCGCCGGCGGGAUCCACAUUGCCUUAAUCUGAGUGCCAUCUUUGGCUUCAUCCUCAACGUUCCGGUGCAGAUGAGCCUCGGCUACUACGUCCCACUGCCCUUCCAGAUGCGCCACUGGCUGGCACUCCGGCGCAUCGAUGGGAGGUACUACAAUCUGGACUCCAAGUUGCGGGAGCCUAGGUCUCUGGGCUCCGAGGAGGAGUUCCUCGACUUCCUGGGCAGCCAGCUGCGAAUGGACCAAGAACCGGAGCUGUUCCUCAUCCUGAACGAAGAGGAGGACCCAACAGCCCAGAAGAACCAGCAACGUUGGCUGCUCCCCCACUUCAGGGAUUAAAGUUAUGGUUAUGUCAAUAAAGAUAUCAUGGUGGAACUAACAAUUAGCAGUUAUUUAAUUAAUUUAAGACAAUUAACCAAAAAGUGCCCUAAAGUUCAUGUAAAAUAUUUCAAUUUCCUCUUUUUACUCUUAGAAUUGAUUUAAUUUCAAUCAUCUUUGAAUUUGUUUUAUUAAGCAAUAACUAAUGAAUAAAUAUAAGUUCUUAUGUAAACCUUAAAAGUCAUAUUAAAAAAUGUCAAUCUAAGACCA
Drosophila rhopaloa is the source of this 1029-nucleotide messenger RNA. It is a transcript of the gene Josd, whose product is annotated as josephin-like protein. Bases 145 to 780 code for a protein of 211 amino acids. The transcript has a single exon. Gene Ontology annotation, biological process: protein deubiquitination. Lineage: Eukaryota; Metazoa; Arthropoda; Insecta; Diptera; Drosophilidae. The record is from RefSeq and is a predicted model, not a curated record. Gene Ontology annotation, molecular function: cysteine-type deubiquitinase activity.